AGGAAAAGAAAGAAUAUGGAAAUCAAGUACGAGCGUCCCAAGAUCAUGGUGAAGACGGCAGGACGACAAGAAAUACCGGAGGUCGAGAAGAUUCGAGUGCUCGGGCUGCUCAUCGAGCGAAACCGGGUCAACGGUGAAACGGUGAACAAGCUCGCGGGCAAAGCGGCCGCGGCAAUGAGACUCAUCAAGAGGGUGUGCAACAGAAGAGCGGGGAUGAAGGAGGAGAGCCUGACCAGGCUCGUUCAAUCCUUCGCAGUCAGCCACAUAACGUACGUGGCCGCCUUCCACAACUGGAGGCCAAGUGAAAGUAACAAGAUAGACGCAACCAUACGCAAGACGUAUAAGGCGGCACUCGGUCUUCUCGGGAGCACGAGCACCGAAAACCUCAUGGCGUUGGGAGUCCACAACACGCUGGACGAAAUAGCCGAGGCACAGAGAACGGCGCAACUCGAGCGUCUCAAUGAAACGAGAACCGGAAGACAGAUUUCGCGGGACCUUGGCCUCGAACCAAGGGAAGGCGAGCAGCAGACCAGCGUACCUAUACCGGAUAGCAUCAACAGAAAGCUCAGGGUCUGCCCGAUCCCGAGGAACGUGAACCCCGAGCACAACAAGGAGCGAAGGUUGGCGAGGGCCAGGGCUCUCGUGGACCUCCACGCCAGAGAAGAAGGGGCCGUCUACGUGGACGCGGCGGAGUAUCGAGGGAGCAGCGGCGCAUACGCGGCGGUGGUCGUCGGGGCAUCGACGGGUGCAACGAAGACCGCGGCGAGCGUCCGCACUCGAGAAGCGCACCGGGCGGAAGAGGUGGCCAUCGCCUUGGCCGUCUCCGACCCCGGAUGCACUACAGUGUUGUGCGACUCUAGAACGGCAGUGAAGAACUACGCCAAGGGUAGGGUAUGUAGAGAGGCCGCGCGCAUACUACGCAAGGCCGCAGACAUCGGACGCAAAAGUGCUGUGGCGAUCAAGUGGUUUCCGGCCCACAUGGGCAGUGACGUGUCGGAACGCGGGAACGCGAACCACAACGAGACGGCCAACGCGGCCGCGCGAGGACUAACCAACCGCGCAGCUGCAAACACGGCCGACUCGGGGUGUUGGUCGCGGUACAGUGCCAAGGACAAGAUGACCUCCUUCAACGAAAUAGUGAAGUGGUAUAGACUAAACAGACAGACUAUGCCGCCACCUCAUCCAGGGCUUUCUAGGAAGGAGGCAGUCUUAUACAGACAAUUACAGACUGGGUCCCUGCUCACCCCGGUGCUAGCAAAGCACGUGUGUCCGAGUGUGUACGCGAGUGACGUGUGUAGACUGUGCGCGAAGGAGAGAGCUACCGCGGCUCACAUCCUUUGGGACUGUAGAGUAAAUCCGCGAGAAGCCAGCGAGAAGACGAACCUCCCGCCGCAGCUAGAGGCUGCAACGAGGAGCUAUGAUCAAGGGACACAACUCAAGGCCGUCCAGCAGGUCUCGGCAGCUCUAGAGAGGCAGCGACCGAGCGAAACCGGGGAGAAGGGGAGCAGCACCCCCAAAAAGGGGGCGGCGGCCCUCUCGGACCCGCGGAAGUAG
Messenger RNA from Ixodes scapularis (black-legged tick), 1554 nucleotides. RefSeq lists its product as uncharacterized. The record is from RefSeq and is a predicted model, not a curated record. Lineage: Eukaryota; Metazoa; Arthropoda; Arachnida; Ixodida; Ixodidae. The annotation marks the transcript as partial. The transcript has a single exon. Gene Ontology annotation, molecular function: nucleic acid binding.